GCGGCGUAAGCGCUUCAUCCAUUCGGAUCAUAUACGUGUCUGUCUCUUUUCGCCCGAGCCCAGGACCCGAGAGGAGGAUAGACUACAACAAUGCCACCAAAAAGCAACAACAAACAGCAGUCAGAGGAGGAUCUGCUUCUGCAGGACUUUAGCAGGAAUCUCUCGGCUAAAUCCACGGCGCUUUUCUACGGAAAUGCUCUCAUUGUGUCCGCAAUUCCCAUCUGGUUGUUCUGGAGGAUCUGGCAUAUGGAUUUGGUCCAGUCAGCAGUGCUGUAUGCAGUCAUGACUCUAGUCAGCACAUACCUGGUUGCCUUCGCUUACAAAAAUGUCAAAUUUGUCCUUAAGCACAAGGUCGCCCAGAAACGUGAAGAUGCUGUGUCCAAGGAAGUGACCCGCAAGCUUUCUGAGGCCGACAACCGCAAAAUGUCCCGCAAAGAGAAGGAUGAGAGGAUCCUUUGGAAGAAGAAUGAGGUCGCUGAUUAUGAGGCCACAACCUUCUCCAUCUUUUACAACAACACCCUGUUUCUCUUGCUGGUCAUCGUUGCCUCUUUCUUCCUGCUGAAGAACUUCAACCCAACAGUGAACUACAUUCUGUCCAUUAGCGCCUCUUCUGGUCUGAUUGCCCUGCUGUCCACAGGGUCCAAAUAAGAGACUGAUCACAUUAGGAGGAGAUAAACGACAAACAAAUUAGAGGAUUAUGGGAUUGGGUGAGGGAGGGGUGGUAAGGAAUUAAGAGGUUUGUGAUCUUUUGGGAGGCAUCCAUUACUUCAUCUGUUAAACUUUCAUGAAAUUCAUGAUCAGUAAAUGCUGAACGCUUUUUUAUGUCUGGUCUUUUUGUUUUGUAUCAAUAAAAGACAAUUUAUUCA
Misgurnus anguillicaudatus (oriental weatherfish) is the source of this 866-nucleotide messenger RNA. RefSeq names its product signal sequence receptor, gamma (gene ssr3). The record is from RefSeq and is a predicted model, not a curated record. Gene Ontology annotation, cellular component: membrane; endoplasmic reticulum. Gene Ontology annotation, biological process: SRP-dependent cotranslational protein targeting to membrane. Lineage: Eukaryota; Metazoa; Chordata; Actinopteri; Cypriniformes; Cobitidae.